CGCCGAGCUAGCUCCAAGCUGGUGUGCAACGUGUCCGCGCAGUUCCCGGCCCAAGAGCUGGAGUCACCAUGGCGGCUGGAGUUGCAGCCUGGCUGCCUUUCGCCCGGGCUGCGGCCAUUGGGUGGAUGCCCGUGGCCAACUGCCCCAUGCCCCUAGCCCCGGCCGACAAGAACAAGCGACAGGAUGAGCUGAUCGUCCUCAACGUGAGCGGGCGUCGGUUCCAGACCUGGAGGACCACGUUGGAGCGCUACCCGGACACGCUGCUGGGAAGCACCGAGAAGGAAUUCUUCUUCAACGAGGACACCAAGGAGUAUUUCUUUGACCGGGACCCGGAAGUGUUCCGCUGCGUGCUCAACUUCUACCGCACGGGGAAGCUGCACUACCCGCGCUACGAGUGCAUCUCCGCCUACGACGACGAGCUGGCCUUCUACGGCAUCCUCCCCGAGAUCAUCGGCGACUGCUGCUACGAGGAGUACAAAGACCGCAAGCGCGAGAACGCCGAGCGGCUCAUGGACGACAACGACUCCGAGAACAACCAGGAGUCCAUGCCCUCGCUCAGCUUCCGCCAGACCAUGUGGCGCGCCUUCGAGAACCCGCACACCAGCACCCUGGCCCUGGUCUUCUACUACGUGACUGGCUUCUUCAUUGCUGUCUCGGUCAUCACCAACGUGGUGGAGACGGUGCCUUGUGGCACGGUCCCCGGCAGCAAGGAGCUGCCGUGCGGAGAGCGCUACUCGGUGGCCUUCUUUUGCCUGGACACUGCCUGUGUCAUGAUCUUCACGGUGGAGUACCUCCUCCGGCUCUUCGCGGCGCCCAGCCGCUACCGCUUCAUCCGCAGCGUGAUGAGCAUCAUCGAUGUGGUGGCCAUCAUGCCCUACUACAUCGGCCUGGUCAUGACCAACAACGAGGACGUGUCCGGGGCCUUCGUCACGCUCCGGGUCUUCCGCGUCUUUAGGAUCUUCAAGUUCUCGCGCCACUCCCAGGGCCUGCGGAUCCUGGGCUACACCCUGAAGAGCUGCGCCUCGGAGCUGGGCUUUCUCCUCUUCUCCCUCACCAUGGCCAUCAUCAUCUUUGCCACUGUGAUGUUUUACGCCGAGAAGGGCUCCUCUGCCAGCAAGUUCACAAGCAUCCCAGCCUCUUUUUGGUACACCAUUGUCACCAUGACCACACUGGGAUAUGGAGACAUGGUGCCCAAGACAAUUGCAGGAAAGAUCUUCGGCUCCAUCUGCUCCCUGAGUGGUGUUCUGGUCAUUGCUCUGCCAGUCCCUGUGAUUGUUUCCAACUUCAGCAGGAUUUACCACCAGAAUCAGAGAGCCGAUAAACGCAGGGCACAAAAGAAGGCCCGCCUUGCCAGGAUCCGUGUAGCCAAAACAGGAAGUUCCAAUGCUUACCUGCACAGCAAGCGCAAUGGGCUCCUCAAUGAGGCUCUGGAACUGGCGGGCACCCCAGAAGAGGAGCACAUGGGCAAGACCACAUCGCUCAUCGAGAGCCAGCACCACCACCUGCUGCACUGUCUGGAAAAGACCACUGGGUUGUCCUAUCUUGUGGAUGAUCCCCUGUUAUCUGUACGAACCUCCACCAUCAAGAACCAUGAGUUUAUUGAUGAGCAGAUGUUUGAGCAGAACUGCAUGGAGAGCUCAAUGCAGAACUACCCAUCCACAAGAAGUCCCUCACUGUCCAGCCACCCAGGCCUCACAACCACCUGCUGCUCCCGUCGUAACAAGAAGACCACACACCUUCCCAAUUCUAACCUGCCAGCAACUCGCCUACGCAGCAUGCAAGAGCUCAGUACGAUCCACAUCCAGGGCAGUGAGCAGCCCUCCCUCACUACCAGUCGCUCCAGCCUUAAUUUGAAAGCAGAUGACGGACUGAGACCAAACUGCAAAACAUCCCAGAUCACCACAGCCAUCAUCAGCAUCCCCACUCCCCCAGCGCUAACCCCAGAGGGGGAAAGUCGGCCACCCCCUGCCAGCCCGGGCCCCAACACGAACAUUCCUUCCAUAGCCAGCAAUGUUGUCAAGGUCUCUGCCUUGUAAAACCACUGGACAGAAAGCCACAUGGGGUAGGGGGAGUGAAGGGGGCUGGCAUGUUGGUGGGUGGCCAGUGGGACCACUCCCUCCCCCAUUCUCCACUAUUUCUGCCUGCCCCAUUGCACCCCUAGCACUGAGAAGGAAAAAGAGGCAGCAAGGGGCACCCAUGGUCCCCACUGCUGACCUGGACAUAGCCCUGUGAUACUGCAUCUCACUGGGGCCAGAGAAAGGGAGG
Marmota monax (woodchuck) is the source of this 2265-nucleotide messenger RNA. RefSeq names its product potassium voltage-gated channel subfamily D member 3 (gene Kcnd3). The record is from RefSeq and is a predicted model, not a curated record. Lineage: Eukaryota; Metazoa; Chordata; Mammalia; Rodentia; Sciuridae. Gene Ontology annotation, molecular function: A-type (transient outward) potassium channel activity; protein binding. The coding region runs from base 69 to 2036 and encodes 655 amino acids. Gene Ontology annotation, biological process: protein homooligomerization; potassium ion export across plasma membrane. Gene Ontology annotation, cellular component: voltage-gated potassium channel complex; membrane; neuronal cell body. The transcript is spliced from 7 exons.